Messenger RNA from Pleuronectes platessa (European plaice), 1329 nucleotides. RefSeq names its product glucose-6-phosphatase 2. Gene Ontology annotation, molecular function: glucose-6-phosphatase activity. Gene Ontology annotation, cellular component: membrane. The transcript has 5 exons. The coding region runs from base 1 to 1092 and encodes 363 amino acids. Gene Ontology annotation, biological process: glucose 6-phosphate metabolic process; gluconeogenesis. The record is from RefSeq and is a predicted model, not a curated record. Lineage: Eukaryota; Metazoa; Chordata; Actinopteri; Pleuronectiformes; Pleuronectidae.
AUGGAUUUAGUGCACAUCAGCGGCGUGCUGGUUAUCCAGCACCUGCAGAACAACUACAGGGAAUAUCACAGCUUUCUCAACUUCAUGUCAACCGUGGGCGACCCUCGCAACAUCUUCUCAGUUUACUUCCCCCUCUGGUUCCAUCUCAGUCAUAAAGUUGGCACCAAGAUGAUAUGGGUGGCUGUUAUAGGAGACUGGCUCAAUCUCAUUUUCAAAUGGAUUCUGUUUGGUCAGCGGCCUUACUGGUGGGUCCAAGAAACCACGUUCUACCACAACAAUUCAGCCCCACGUUUGGAGCAAUUUCAAAUCACGUGUGAAACAGGGCCAGGUAGUCCAUCUGGUCAUGCCAUGGGUUCAUCCUGUGUGUGGUAUGUGAUGAUCACCUCUGUUCUCCACUUCACCAGGCCCUCCCCCAGUGCCUCAUCUGUACAGAGUUUACAGAGGUGGGCAGAUAUAUUGUUUCGUCUCCUGAGGUCUGGUCUGUGGAUGGCUUUCUGGAUCAUUCAGAUGAGCGUUUGCAUCUCCAGGGUUUUUAUUGCGACACAUUUCCCUCAUCAGGUUAUCCUCGGUCUUUUAUCGGGUAUGCUGGUUGCUGCCGUGUUUGAUCAUAUCCCUUCAGUUUACAGUGCGAGCUUGAAAGUUUACAUACAGACCGACGUUUUUCUUUUCUCCUUUGCCGUUUGCUUUUAUCUGCUCCUCAAAGUAAUGGGUAUUGAUCUUCUGUGGUCCGUCACCAAAGCCAAGAAGUGGUGCGUUAACCCAGAGUGGAUCCAUCUGGACACCUCCCCUUUCGCUGGUCUCUUGAGAAACCUUGGAGCCUUGUUUGGCCUGGGCCUGGCCGUCAACUCUGAGAUGUUCCUCCAGAGCUGCAAGGGGAAGAACGGCAACAAAACCAGAUUCAAACUCAUGUGUGUGGCCGCAACUCUCACGUGUCUGCAGCUCUUGGACUUGAUGAAAAUGCCCACUCACACUGAGGUUCUGUUUUACGCACUGUCGUUCUGCAAGAGUGCAUCAGUACCUCUCGCUGUGGUGGCUGUUAUUCCUUACUGUGUUCAUUUGCUGAUUGGAGAUGAGGACAGGAAACUGUCUUAGAUUAUCAUCGAAUUUGUAGGAUUUCUCACAACCCUUUUUAACCAGCAUUACAAGACAUGGCCAUUGGAUAAACUGACACCACAUGUCAGACUCCUAGUCCCAGUUACUGCACACAAGCACUGAAACUGCAAUAUAUCUUGAAAUAAGUUACUUAACAGGGUUAUAGUAGUAAUAUGUAGUGAUAUGAUGAAAUAUUGGUCCUUAUGCCCUGAACAUAGCAAAAUAUAAAAAGUGUAG